UCAUUAUCUGGUCCCUCCUUCUUCCACAUGGACCGGAACCGCGCGGCACGUGACCCGGAGACCGUGGACUGAGAGAGCUUCUCACACCGCAUCAUGGCUGCAUCCAAUGCGGCCGCGCGAUACCGAGCCGUCUCCCUGCUCUGCUACGGGGCUCCGCUCUCUCUGAGCCGGCUGCUUCUGCUCCUCUGCGCCUGCUCGCUGCUGCCAGCCCCGGCGCUCGGGUUGCUCGGUUUUCGACCAGAGGAGACCGGGGCGGAGCUGUCCGUGGAGGACGGGGUGCUGAAAGCCACCGAGGGGACUCGCUUCAUACUUCGGGUCUACUAUUCCACCUCCUCGCAGAAGCUCAAUCGUGCUCGUGCCAACAAUGCCGCGCCCUGGAUCGCCUUCAUCGAAGAGCCAACUCCCGGUAGAGAGGGGCAAGUUCACCCGAAGCGAAACAUGUGCAUGGACAAGAACGCCAGCACCUCCGACAUCGAGGUUUUGGGCUCUUUCAAGUCUGCUUCCAGUCAGAACUCGGUGCUGGUGGAGCUGCUGGCCAAAGACCUGCGGAGAGGGGAGAAGAUUAAAUAUUAUUCCAUGUGCGCCUUUGACGGAUCCAAAUGGGAACACUACCGGACUAAAGAUUUUUGGGUGGCCGUGAAGGAGCGCUCAGCAGUGCCGGAGCUCUGGCUGCAAGUGCUGGUCUCCGUCCUCCUGCUCGGGCUGUCAGCUCUGUUCAGCGGGCUGAACUUGAGCCUGCUGGCGCUCGAUCCAGUGGAGCUACAGGUCCUCCAGAACAGCGGCACCGACACCGAACAGAACUACGCGCGGAAAAUCGAGUCUGUGCGUCGGCAUGGUAACUACGUCCUGUGCACUCUACUGCUGGGGAACGCGAUCAUCAACGCCUCGCUCGCCGUGUGGAUGUGCCAGAUCCUGGGCAUGACCUGGCUCUCCACGGUCAUUUGCGCCUUCGGGAUCUUCUUCAUCGGGGAGAUUCUUCCACACUCGGUCGCAUCGCGCCACGGCCUGGCCAUCGCAUCCAAAACCAUCUGGGUGACACGGCUGCUCAUGGUUCUCUCCUUCCCCAUCUCAUACCCCAUCAGCAAGCUGCUGGACCUCAUCUUAAACCAGGAGAUCUCCAACUUCUACACCAGAGAGAAACUCUUGGAAAUGUUGCGAGUCACCGACCCGUACCACGACUUGGUAAAAGAAGAGCUCAACAUCAUACAGGGAGCACUAGAACUGCGCACCAAAACUGUUGAGGACGUCCUGACUCCGCUGACCGACUGCUACAUGCUGGCCUCGGACGCGGUGCUGGACUUCAACACCAUGUCCGAGAUCAUGCAGAGCGGAUACACGAGGAUUCCGGUAUUUGAGAACGAGAGAUCCAAUAUUGUGGACAUUCUGUUUGUGAAGGACCUGGCGUUUGUGGACCCGGACGACUGCACCCCCCUGAAGACCAUCACCCAGUUCUACAAACACCCGUUGCACUGCGUCUUUAACGACACUAAACUGGACGCCAUGCUGGAGGAGUUCAAGAAAGGGAAGUCCCACCUUGCCAUCGUGCAGCGUGUUAACAACGAGGGUGAGGGUGACCCUUUCUACGAGGUGAUGGGCAUCGUGACCCUGGAGGAUGUCAUUGAGGAAAUCAUCAAGUCAGAGAUCUUGGAUGAGACAGAUCUCUACACUGAUAAUCGCACAAAGCGUCGUGUUUCUCAUCAUGAGCGAAAGCAGCAGGACUUCUCCAUCUUCAAACUGUCAGAAAAUGAGAUGAAAGUGAAGAUUUCCCCCCAGCUUCUCCUGGCAACACAUCGUUUCCUCUCCACAGAAGUGGAGCCCUUCAAACCAACACACAUCUCAGAGAAGAUCUUAUUGAGGCUCAUCAAACACCCCAGUGUGGUUCAAGAACUCAAGUUUGAUGAGAAGAACAAACGAGCCUCUCAGCACUUCCUGUUUCAGCGCAACAAACCAGUGGACUAUUUCAUCCUAGUGCUACAGGGUCGAGUUGAAGUAGAGUUUGGUAAGGAGGCACUGAAGUUCGAGAAUGGAGCGUUCUCUUAUUUCGGGGUCCCGGCCAUCAUGCCAGCAGUCCACAGAUCGCCCUCUCGUAGCAGCGGUUUGGACCGCUCUGAGUCGAUGCUCUAUGGGGGAAGUAUGAGCCAGCUGAAUGGAGGGGGGAAUGUCUACCUGCCAGACUACUCUGUAAGGCAGCUCACUCACCUUCAGCUCAUCAAGAUCACCCGGAGUCACUACCAGAAUGCAGUAACAGCUACCCGGAUGGACAGCUCCCCUCAGACCCCUGAUGCUGACACCCGUCUGACAGAAAGCAACUCCCCGACCCCCGGGCCUCCAGCACCAGAGCCCACCACCACCACACUGAUGCCCCCAGACCACACUACUGCCACCCUUAUGCCCCCACCCAGGGAGCCAAGUCGGCCCAGUUCAGCCCGAACCCGGGGACAGCAGUCCAGUGUGCCACACAGCACCUCCCUGCUGAAUGAGAAGAACCGCAUUGUCCGUAGCAAGUCUGAUGGCCAGAAGAGUCCGAGUGAUUCGGUGUUUCUGAGGAUGGAUGAGAUCCCCUACAUCAGAGAGGACAGAUGUGAGCCUGACAUGGCCUCUGUUCCCAUAGAAACGGACACAUCCCCUUUCAUCAGCAGCCUGUCGCUGAGUGGUUCAGAGGACACACUGGGCAAGAAACUGCUGCUCAAACUAAGCCACAAGAAGAGGAAAAAAUCUCGUGAAGGGGAAAAAACACCAGAGGACAUUUCAGAGCAGCCGCUGGUGAAAACCUAGCAGAGUGUGUGUGAAACAGCCCAGAAUACACUCCAUCAUGUGAUGGUUCUUUAAGCUGUUUGUAAAGACAAAUGUGGCUGCUGAAUUACAGCUCUCAGAGUUUUAUCUGAAAACACACUCCAAAAGCCCGCACUGUUGGAGACCGUAAAGUGGACCAGUUUCCAAGAAUGCACAGAACCUGUGGGUGGAAGACACCAUCCUAACAAAAAGCGGGGGUGCAGCUUUAGCAACAUGCACCAAACCCUUCGCUCUUUGAUUCACUGUAUCAAAGAACACAAGCUUCAGCACUAUGCCAUGGCUUCUCAUCUCCAGGUUCUUGUGUGGAUGCACAUGUGUAAAGAAAAGACUGUGAAUGUAAAAGAUUUAUAGAAAAAUAGGGUUUUUUUUACUCACGUAAGACCACUUCUUCAAUGGAGCUAAAGACACUGAUGUUGCUCGGGAAACAGAGGGAAGACACCAAAGAUGUUGCUGUUUUGUACGUACUGCUCCAAAUGCACAAGUGAAAUUAUAGUAAAGGUUCUUUUAGAGGCUGCCUGAUUAGCACCCUUUAAAUAAUAAUUAGAGUUUCAGCCUACAGUGCAGAAAUACUAUCUAUUUGCAUUCUAUUUGUUAACACCUGCAUUUUAUAUACUGCAUAUGAAAUAUGCACGCAUUUUCCACCAGUUGCUCACAAAAUGUGGUCACACUGAGAAAUAGUGAAAUAGCAUACAGCGAUUCCUGAUGGUAUGGAGGCCUAGAAGUGCCAACAGAAAGAAAGAAAGAAAGAAAGAAAGAAAGAAAGAAAGAAAGAAAGAAAGAAAGAAAGAAAGAAAGAAAGAAAGAAAGAAAGAAAUGAAAACAUCAGUGCCCAGCAUUGCUGAUGCUUGUGUGGUGUAGGCUAUUACAGCAGUGAAUUCACAUCCAUAGGGAUGAAUGCCAUGUACGAAUAUAAUGUAAACCUUUCGAUGUGCCCACGUGUUUCUACCCAUGCGGUGAAUCGAUUCAGUAGAUGAAGACAAAUAUAUGGUUAUGAUUAUAUAUUUUUCAACUGCAUAUGGGUAUUACGAUUGGAGCUCUAAACCUCCUGUUCAUUUUAUUCAUCACUGAGUCUGAGAAUCAUUUAAGUGUCUGUAAAACGUGGGCUGGAGACAAAUCUCCUGUUGAAUGUCGAACACAAAGUCAUUCCCUGUCUUGCUGAAAGCGAUUAGCUUAGCUUGACCUAAAUCCUGGAGUCUGGCGCAAUUUGCUUUAAGCGGCUAAAAUCAGCGUUUUGUUAUGGUAACAAUAAAACAUCCCAUGCAGAGGUGUUAGCAAAGGGCUAGUGAGCAUUUAGUUGGUAGACACUAUGGCCAAAAAAUGGCCACCAUGAUGUCAUCUAUUUGUUAGAGAAGUCUCAUUGUUGGGGGUUAUGCGGGUUUCAUGGAUGCCAUGUUUUAAACUCAUGGCUCAGAACAUCAGGAAAGUGUUAUUUUGGAAAUAAUCCAGCAUUGAAAUAUUGUUCUGCUCUGAUGUUUGCUACAUGUGCUGCAGGCAGUGCUGAGUGUAUGAGAAACUGUGGCUGCUGAGCCACAGAGCCAAAGAGGAUGUAAUGAUUAUAUAACUCUCCUUAAACGUUGUUAGCGGAGGUGGUGGUGCGGUCUUUAAAAGGCUCUGUUUGUUUUUCUUUUUCCUUCAUGUAUCCACCUACAGUUCAUAUGACAGCAGUGCUGAAAACUCCCAGUGCCAGUUUGUGGAUGACAUCAUCGCUUGAAAUCAUGCUCCUUCUCGGUUUUGAUUGUUGAGACAUGUCGCUUUUUUGAUCACUUUUGUGAAGUAUAAUAUCCUGCCACUCUUAUUGUGUAGGAAAAGGAUUCAGUAAUAAUGUCUGAAGGCCCAAAUCAUUCAGGUUUUUGGUGAUCUGUGAAGAGCUGCCUCUGAACCUGCGCUUUCUGUUUGUCUGCAUGGUACAGCAGGGAUGGGAUGGGAGGGUGUGGCACUGUCACUGAGGUUCAGGAUCAGAUUUGUGCCACUGCAGCAUAGACCUGGAGCAGGAGGAGGAGGAGCAGAAGGAGGAAGAAAUGUGAAAAGAAGGAAAAUGCACUUAAAGGCCUAAAAUUUGACUCGCUGAUACAGUUUUGUUUCCUGACUGAAGCCACUUUGCUGCAUUACUUUGUAAAAUGUUAUCGUGCUGCGUCAUCUGCACUUAAAAACUCUACUUGCAUAAUUGGUUGGAGGGGAGGAUUAAAGACCUUGAUUUGUUUAAAGUGAAUUUUGAAAGACAGUCAACAAAUUAGUGAGAAGCAUUAGCAUCAAACAGCCUCUCCCAGCAGUACAAACACAUAUUUAGGAACUAGUGGGAGGGGUGCUUUUCAACUCUGCUCAUUGGUUAAUGUAACAGGAGGCCAGGCAGAGAGAAACAUCCCUCCUGAGUACAAUACAUGAAACCUGCUGAGUCAUUUUGCUGCAUUGGGGCACCAGCCUCAGCCAAUCAGCAGCAUCCUUUGAGGUCAAAUCCAGACAAUAACAGAUUCUGCUGCAGGACGUUGUUGAUUUGUUAGGUCGGUUCAUGCUUCCUGCUGUACAUCUAUUUGAGCUUCGGAGAUCAGGAUGCGCUCAUAACAUGUCUGAGAUCAGUUCUGUAUAUUCACUAUUUCUGCUAUGAGACAAGGUAAUGUCAGCUGAUCAGUGCAAAUUUGUUUUCAGCUGUUUUCACUGUACUUUCUAACAGAAGGAGCCGAGCUGCAGACAUGUACAGACAGCAUUUCCUUGGAAAUAUGAGAGUUUAAUACUUGUAAAAUAGAAAAGCAACUAUGUGAUGUUUUUUGUAUCAGAAUAUACAAAAAUACAGAGUUCCACAAAAUACUGAAUUUUAACAGUCUGAUGUCUUUAUUUUAUAUUAAAGACAAAUCUGGUGAUGAUAUAUUAUGGUUUAUUUUUCUUGCUUUAAACAUUUCCCACAAGACCAAACCAACCAACAUGAUCUUACUGACAAGUGUCGUUGGCAUUAAGGGGCGAAAGUGUGCCAUGAAAAUAUCCCUCCCCCCACUACAGCACCACCAACACCACCAGCCUAAAUUCAAUAAACCGUUGUUACAAGACAGGAUGGAUCCAUGCUUUCAUGCUGUUUGCACUAACGUCUGACCCUAUAAUGUGAAUGUUGGAGAUGUCAAAUCAGGACUCAUCAAAUCAGGGGACAUUUUUUCUAGUCUUCUGUUGUCCAAUUUUAGCCUCAGUUCCUGUUGUUUGAGGACAGAAAUGAAACCUGGUAGGAUCGUCUGCUGCUUCAAGUUGUGGCAUACAGUGAGUUUGGAGUUCCUCUUUCUCUAUGACUCCAGUCAACUUAAAGCAGUCACUCACUGGACAGUUCUCUUUUAUGAACCACAGAGAUAUCUGUGUAAAUCAGCAGUUUGUGAAAUAGUCUGUUUAAAGUCACUUUAGUCACCUGCUCUGUUCUGGAAAGCAGCCACAAGCUCCUCAGCACAGCUAUUACUUGUGACAGCUGAUGACUUCACUUCACACUCAGUGCCGUCAACUGGCGGUGUGCGGAUCGAUAUUGAAAUAUCAAUUCUUCCGAUACCAGUAAUUUAUGUUCUAGAAUCGAUUCUCAUAUUAAAAUAUCAAUAUUUUAGUACUUUGGGAUAAAUUUGCAGUUUUUCAUUAACAGGAACACAUUGGAAAGAAACUAUAUCAUUCGGAUUGUCUAAAUUGGAAGGAACGACUUUCUCGUACGCCUUUCAUAGUCAUAUGCGAAAUACAGCUGUACAGCCCAUGGCGUGCACACUCAAAACAAUGGCUGAGCGUGAACGGAGUCAUGUGUGGACGUAUUUUGCCUCUACGAAAUGCCAAGAUGCGGUUUGUGAUACAUGUGGCAAGACGGUGAGGCGUUGUGGCAACACCACUGACCUCCUCAA
Messenger RNA from Haplochromis burtoni (Burton's mouthbrooder), 6644 nucleotides. RefSeq names its product metal transporter CNNM1. The transcript is spliced from 10 exons. Gene Ontology annotation, biological process: magnesium ion homeostasis; transport. The record is from RefSeq and is a predicted model, not a curated record. Gene Ontology annotation, cellular component: plasma membrane. Lineage: Eukaryota; Metazoa; Chordata; Actinopteri; Cichliformes; Cichlidae. Gene Ontology annotation, molecular function: transmembrane transporter activity. Bases 94 to 2775 code for a protein of 893 amino acids.